Molecule: messenger RNA, 2828 nt
Organism: Durio zibethinus
Lineage: Eukaryota; Viridiplantae; Streptophyta; Magnoliopsida; Malvales; Malvaceae
Gene: KIN3
Product: Protein kinase superfamily protein
Biological process (GO): protein phosphorylation
Molecular function (GO): protein kinase activity; ATP binding
Source: RefSeq, a predicted model, not a curated record
AUGGUCCAAUAAGUGGACAAAGGGAAGGGAAAAAAGAAAAAGAGAUUUUUCAAGAUGGGAACUUGCUGGGGUUCUCCAGCUGGUAAUCCAACACCAAGCACCACUGGUCAUCUCAGUUCAGUGAUAUCUCAGACAACCAACAACACAGCAUCGUCUGCAACUUCUAGGGGCAGCAACAUCUCCCGAGACAGUGGGUUCUCAGCUUCAAGUGGGGAUGAGGCUUUUCCAAAUGGACAGAUCUUGCCCACUCCCAAUCUAAAGAUCUUCAGUUUUGCGGAACUGAAGUCUGCAACUAAGAAUUUUAGGCCUGACAUGGUGCUUGGCGAGGGAGGUUUUGGCAAAGUCUUCAAAGGUUGGCUUGAUGAGAAGGCACCAGGAAAGAGUGGAAGUGGAACCCUCAUUGCUGUUAAAAAACUUAACUCUGAGAGCUUGCAAGGAUUUGAGGAAUGGCAGUCAGAGGUAAAUUUCUUAGGAAGGUUGUCUCAUCCUCACCUUGUAAGACUGCUGGGAUACUGUUGGGAGGAUAAAGAGCUUCUUCUUGUUUAUGAGUUUAUGCAGAAGGGCAGCCUGGAAAACCAUCUAUUUGGAAGGGGUUCUACCGUUCAAUCACUUGAAUGGAAUAUACGGCUUAAAAUUGCAAUAGGAGCAGCGAAGGGCCUGUCUUUCUUGCACACAUCAGACAAGAAAGUAAUUUACAGAGAUUUCAAAGCCUCGAAUAUACUGCUUGAUGGGUCCUAUACUGCCAAGAUAUCAGAUUUUGGGUUGGCCAAAUUGGGUCCUUCAGCUAGCCAAUCACAUGUAACAACAAGGGUCAUGGGUACAUAUGGUUAUGCAGCUCCAGAAUAUGUUGCUACAGGACAUUUAUAUGUAAAGAGCGACGUGUAUGGUUUUGGUGUUGUUUUAGUUGAAAUAUUAACAGGCUUGCGAGCACUUGAUCCAAACCGCCCAAGUGGGCAACACAAGUUGGUAGACUGGAUAAUGCCACAUUUAUCUGAGAGAAGAAAAUUGAAGAAGAUAAUGGACCGUCAAUUGGAGGGAAAAUAUCCUUCCAAAGCUGCAUUUCGAAUAGCCCAGCUUGCUUUAAAAUGUCUUGAACCUGAACAUAAGAAUCGUCCAUCAAUGAAAGAAGUUGUAGAGACUUUGGAAAAGAUUGAGUCAACCAAUGAAAAGCCAACAGAGCCUAGAAAUCGUUCUGCUCAUCACACAACUCGCAGACAUGGCCAGCAGCCAUUGCACCAUCGAUCUCCACUUGCUCCAAAGCAUGAAGCAGGUCGUGCCUAUCAGAAUCCACCACCACUGAGGUAAGUCGGCACAUUGGUCUAAUUGGUUGCAGAUCUCAAAUUAGCAUGUUAAUUGUUUCACAGACAAUUCCCAUUUCUUUAUUUUGUUUUUUUUUUAUUUUUUAAGAAUCUACAACGAGUUUAAUUUUUGUAGUGUGACUUAUGUUGGACAUAUGACUAUGUUUGUAGUUAAAUUGUGAUUAUUUCAGUAAGUACAGCAACUUCAGUUUGAUAUCUUGAUAGAAUAGUUUUAUCUACACUAUUGUGCUGUUUUACGCCACAAAUCUGUAGGUUUAUGAAUCUCAAACAGCAGAGAUAACAGUUGAAUAUUGUGAUGGGAUCCCAAUGAUCAGACCUGCCUAUAUUUUUCGUGUUUUGGUCAUUGAGAACUAUAUUAUUGCUUGCUGUUUUUCAAGUAUUUGAGUGAUAAAGAAAGUUUUCUAGGCUUUGUCUCAGUAGAGUGGUAUUACACAUAAGGUAGAAUAAAAGGCUUUGCUGAAUCGAAUUCGAGAGGACUGUAGAAAGCUGUUUUAUUUGUACCCUUUUUGGAGUUCUUGCUGUUAUUCACAAAUCCGACUUCCAAUUCAAACAAUAUUGGGACUAUAAACUAGCUGAUAAUUUUAUACUCCUUUUUGUAUCAAUAGAUGGAAAGGCAGGCAGCCAUGGACUCUCCUGUCUACCUUGGAAAACAUUUUAUCUUUUCUGUUUUAUUGCUUAAAAAUGUAAGGAACAUGAGAUGCUGGUUACCUUUGUAGCUGAGAUAUUAACCUUCUCAGUAUAACAUCUUCUGCAAGAAACUGAGAAUUCCUUUAAAUCACAUUAGACCUCGCAAUUGGUUCAUACCUUUUGUCCUCUCCUAGUAAAUUACAUUAUAGUUUUUAUUAUUCUAGUCAGUUAGUUCUUUGCUUGUAUUAGAAUUAGUACGUUUGUCCCAGUCCCGCAAUAACUUGUUAUAUGCAAGUGCAAUAAAGAGAAAUCAUGCACUGUCAAUAGUAUACAAGCCAGACAAAGGGCAUUUUUUCUUUUCCAUUGCAAGAUGAGCCACCUGGUUUGUGGCUGCAAUACAUAAUUACAAGCCCCUUUUGCUCCGGAAAAUGAUUAUUUCAACGUGAGUUUGCUUAGGUUCCUUUUGACAGCGUGGUGUGGUUGCAUUUUAUGAUUGGAUCCAAAGGACCUUAAUGUGGAUUUUCCGUACUUAAAGCAGAAGCAGGUAUCCUGGACAAAUUGUGUCAGUAAUACUCACGGGUAUGGGGCUUGUCUUAAGUUUCUCUAGGAUUUCUCCAGAUCAGCCAAUUGUGAAUUGUCUUUAAUCAUAAGGUAUUAUUCAUCAUUGAUCUUACUUUCUAAAACAUCACUUUAAGUAACAAGGUUCCAUGGAAGUUCAAGUAUAAAUUACCGUGUAAAUCACUCUGAGAAUUGCAUUUUACAUAUCUCUGUACUAUAAGAGAUAUGAAUUUAUAUAUAGUACUAAUUUUUUGUUACGAAGGAAACUACUAUCUAGGGAUAGGGAAUGGUUGUUUACGUUAGGAAUUGAAUUCAAGUAUACUA